Paramuricea clavata is the source of this 373-nucleotide messenger RNA. Lineage: Eukaryota; Metazoa; Cnidaria; Anthozoa; Malacalcyonacea; Plexauridae. The record is from the annotation of a GenBank genome assembly.
AUGCGCCACCAAUUACACGGAAAGUUAGAAGUGAGUAUGCUCCUUGGAUUACAGAAAAUAUUAAGAAAAGUACGCAAAAUAGAGAUUAUCUUAAAAAAGGCCGUUAAAUCGGGCACAAGGAAUGUGCACGAAGCGUAUAAAAGAGCAAGAAAUGAAGUAAACAAGCUCGUUAAAAACACGAAAACUAAAUACUUUAUGAAUGCCCUAAGUGAAAAUAAUCAAAAUCAUAAAACAAUGUGGAACACAAUUAGGACAUUGACAAACAAAAAUUCUAAAACAACUAACAUCACUGAGAUCCACGUUGAGAAUGACCACUCUGUUACCGAGCCUAAACAGAUUGCUGAUGCCUUUAAUACAUUUUUCAUUAAUAUUG